This is a messenger RNA of Zophobas morio, 1922 nucleotides long. Its product is annotated as glucose dehydrogenase [FAD, quinone]-like. Gene Ontology annotation, molecular function: flavin adenine dinucleotide binding; oxidoreductase activity, acting on CH-OH group of donors. The coding region runs from base 24 to 1886 and encodes 620 amino acids. Lineage: Eukaryota; Metazoa; Arthropoda; Insecta; Coleoptera; Tenebrionidae. The transcript is spliced from 3 exons. The record is from RefSeq and is a predicted model, not a curated record.
ACCACUUGUAUAGUCCAAUAACAAUGAUCGCGAACUUACUUGCCGUAUUUCUUCUAGUUGUACCACUACACUCCCAAAACGAUAGUGCUACAGUAGAGUAUUACGUACAACUAAUCACAGACCUUUACAAAAACGGAGAAACAUACAAAUGGCCCACCGACGCCUACGAAUAUUAUUCAGACGGAAAACGUCAACAAUAUGGAAGUUACGACUUUGUGGUGAUCGGAGCCGGUGCUGGUGGUUCCGUAGCUGCUAGUCGCCUCUCAGAAAUUGAAAACUGGAACGUGUUGGUAUUAGAAGCUGGUGGCUACGGAGACAACGCCACCGAUGUACCUAAUUUGUACACGCCCAUUGAGUUCAGCCACUACAAUUGGGCCUACAACAGUACACCACAGAAAACAUGCUGUUUAGGAGCCCGAAAUCAACUUUGUCUGUAUCCCCGAGGCAAAGGCGUUGGUGGUACCACCUUAAUUAACGGUUUAGUUUACGCUCGAGGCUACAAGUCCGACUUUGACAAGUGGGAAAAGUUUGCCAACGAUAAACGAUGGGGGUACGACUCGGUACUUCACUAUUUCAAAAAAUCCGAGAACUUUGUUCACAACGAUAAACAGGCACCCUAUGACCCAUCUUAUCAUGGAACCGGAGGUUAUCUACGAGUCGAGUACCAUCAACCGAACAGUCCACAAUUGAAUGCUUUUUUGGAAGCUAACAAAGAACUAGGUUUCGACAUUGUAGACUACAACGCGAAUAAACUGGGAGCGUCACAGUCGCAAAUUAACACAAUCAAUGGGAGAAGAUUAGAUGGCGCCAAAGCUUUUCUUCGCCCGGUACGACAAAGAAAAAAUUUGGAGAUUUUAACGCAUAGUUACGUUAAGAAAAUACUGACAGAUAAAGGGGUCGCUAAGGCGGUCGAGUUUAGUCACAAAGGUAAAAAUUAUUUCGUUGAAGUGAAGAAAGAGGUGAUUCUUGCAGCCGGUGCCAUUGGUACUUCGCAAAUACUAAUGUGGUCGGGGAUUGGCCCAAAACAGCAUUUAGAAGAUUUAAAAAUUGAUGUGGUUGCCGAUUUGCCAGUGGGUACUGCUCUCAGAGACAACACUCUCUUCUAUGGACUUACAGUUCACACUAACUACACUGAACCGGUACGACCUUUAAGAGAUUACGUUGAAGAAUAUUUAAACGGUGUGGGUCCUUUUGCGAUUGCUAAUAAUAACGCAGGAGUUGGUUUCUACGAAUCUAGCUACACGAAAGGUACUGGAAUUCCUGACAUAGAGCUAGAGUUUAUUGCGGCCAACGCCACGAGUUCACUUUCGGCGAGAAGUCUUGAGCUGACUGAAGAAACGUACGAAGAUUUGUGGAAGAAUAUUAACGUACCUCAGUCGUUUACUGUCUAUGUUGUCAGCUUACAUGACGUAUCUAAGGGUACCAUCAGACUGAAAAGCAGGAAUCCGUACGAGUAUCCCAUGAUCGAUACAAAUCUUUUAUCCGAUUCUGGAAAUAAGGAUAUAAGGGUCCUUUAUGAAGGGGUUCAAUUAGUUUUGAAAUUACUCAAGACGAAAGCUUUUAGAGCAAUGAACGCUACUUUGCAAGGAGGGCCCUUAAGAGCUUGUAGGAAGCAUGAGUAUCUUUCUGAAGACUACUGGUACUGCGCUAUACGACAAGUUUCUUCUAACUUGUACCAUCCACUGGGAACCUGUCCCAUGGGAACCGAUCCUAAAAAGGGAGCUGUCGUUGAUUCCAAAUUGAAGGUUUUUGGUUUUAGAAAUCUGAGAGUUGCAGAUGCUAGUGUUUUUCCUUUUCCUUUGGCUGGUCACCCGAAUGCACCUACUGUUAUGGUUGGAGAGCAGCUGGGAGAUCUAGUUAAGCUCACUUAUAAUAAAAAGUUGUAAUAACUGUUAUUGUUAUAAGUUCAAAUUGUCAUUUCG